UUUAGACAUCGCAGAGUCCUCUUAAAUUAGAUAGAACUAGAAGUAUACCGAAUGAGAGAGAAUUAUUGUAUGUUCGUCUUAAUAAAUACAUAGAUAGAAAUGAAAUGUUAUGUAUGUGUUAAAUAAAGUGACCUUAGUCUGUAUUAGUGUCCAGCAAAAGUGUUUUUGGUGCAAGUGUGUUUUAAGGUACCUACCGCCUCCGAAAUCAUUGACCUUAAAGCCAAUGAGGCAUUGGAUCAUGAGGUCCUCGGUUCGAGUCCUGGUGCAGCACUGAGCUUUUCGUUCUUCUAAGAAGCCCAACACAGCCCGGAGUUUUAAAAUGGAGAGAGGCAGGAUUGCACAGUACUUAGCGGUAUUUGCCUUAUCUUUAUCGACGGCCGCUAUUGGCACGCUGUCUGGGUGGCCGACACCAGUUAUACCGAAGAUUAACAAUAAUGAAACCUUCGUAGACAUAACAAAGGAUGAGCUAGCAACACUGCUGGCUAUGUCACCACCAGGGUACGUGGCUGGCAGCCUGGUUAACAGAUUCAUAACAGACAGCUUAGGGCGACGAGCGACUAUACUGGCGAGUGCCGUGCCUAUCAUCUGUGGAACGAUUAUCACGUCAUUCGCCAGGGUAUCUUGGCUGCUCUAUAUUAUGCAUAUGCUAUGGGGCGUUGGCGCUGGAAUGAUUUCUACGGUCAUAGGAAUAUACCUGGCAGAAAUAGUUGACAAAGAUAUCCGCGCGACUCUCUCAACAUGCACCAAAUUUAUGUUCAACUUCGGGAAUCUCAUGAUCAUAUCCAUCGGACCUUUCGUGUCGUACAAUGCGAUAAACUACUCUCUGGUAAUGUUGCCAGUGGUAUACUUCGCGGCUUGCGCGUUUAUACCUGAAUCGCCUUACUAUUACUUGAAGGAAGGUAAAGUGGACCACGCGAGAAAAUCUCUGCUAAAGUUAAAGGAUAAAGAGACUGCAGAGCAGGAGCUAGAACUGAUGAAAGGACACGUAUCCAAGGAGAUGAGGAACUCCACCUCUGCGUGGGAGCUGUUCACAGGCAAGCAGUACCGGAAACCGCUUGUCAUUGCUUUUGGGUUGAAAUUGGCGCAGAUCAUGACUGGCGGAAGGUCUAUUCAGCAAUACAUGGGGCUGAUAACACAGGAAAUUGGCUUGGACGUCAAAGUCUCCACGCUUCUUAUCAUAUUCGGAGCGUUCAAAUUUGCUGUUGGUGUGAUGUCAUCAACUGUGAUAGACAGAGUGGGGCGUCGUUCAGUCCUCAUAUACUCCUUCCUCAGCACAGGAAUCUGCUUGGCCAUCGCUGGCUUAUACUUCUUCCUCCAAGAGGUCAUCAGAGUAGAUCAUUCAGUCCUCAAAGCCUAUGGGACGGUUGCUUUUAUAGCGAUCAUACUCUCAAACGGGCUAUCGAUUGGUUUUAAUUCAAUCAUUGGAGUGAUUUCCGCGGAAAUAUUUCCUUUAAACGUGAAAUCUGUAGCUAUGACGUCGGUUAACGUUUUGAGUGGUUGCCUAGGCUUUGUAGUCGCUAAGAGUUACCAGGCUAUUAACAAUGUUGCCGGUUUUUGGGGAGUCUUUUGGGCGUUUGCAUCCAUAGCACUUGCUGGCGCGCUUUUCUCGUACAUGACUGCUCCAGAGACGAAGGGCAAAAGUUUAGAGGAAAUUCAGGAGAUGUUACAAAUUAAUACAGCUAGUAGUGAUGAAGAUGAAAAACUGAGUGACAUAGAAGUUAUUGAAAUGGUUGAAAAUUGUAGAGAAUCGAAGGAGUCGAGGAAGGGGGGAAUAUUAUAGAAGUGUAUUGUAACACUUUUAAAUUGUGAAGAGGCGUUCGAAAUAUGAGAGUAUAUGUGGAAGUUGCGAAUAUCAUGGAGGGUUCGCAUUCGCAAUACUACUGUGAUGCAAAGAAUAGGAAAGCCAACAGAAGUUCUGCAGGAUUUUUAAAGGAGGAAGUUCGAAUACCUGGAUCCCUAAAAUUACCUAAUCCACCUUAUUAUCCAGGAAAGAUAAAGGGCAAACGAGUUUCUGGUCGUAGACGUUCAGCUUGGCUUGAUAUUUUUUUGGAAUAGAUAUUAUUUAUCUUCCGGUUUCUAAGAAACAUUCAGUAUUUAAAUAAAUAAAAAUAAAAUAAAAUAUAAAUAAAA
Molecule: messenger RNA, 2130 nt
Organism: Bicyclus anynana (squinting bush brown)
Lineage: Eukaryota; Metazoa; Arthropoda; Insecta; Lepidoptera; Nymphalidae
Product: facilitated trehalose transporter Tret1-like
Exons: 10
Coding region: 320-1780 (486 amino acids)
Biological process (GO): transmembrane transport
Cellular component (GO): membrane
Molecular function (GO): transmembrane transporter activity
Source: RefSeq, a predicted model, not a curated record